This is a messenger RNA of Rotaria socialis, 1644 nucleotides long. The record is from the annotation of a GenBank genome assembly. Lineage: Eukaryota; Metazoa; Rotifera; Eurotatoria; Philodinida; Philodinidae.
AUGGAUGAUCUAUCCUUAUUUUCAAUCUCCAACGGGAAACAUUAUUCAAAUGAUAACGAUAGUGAAAUAUUCGAUGAAGAAGAAAAUGAGCAACCUUUAAAUGAAAUUCAAUUACCACCACAGCAGCAUAAAACAAUACAAAAUGAACGUGGCGGUCGACGAAAAGGUGUUCCACGUCGUUUGCAAUUAUCGCCUGAAAUAAUUAAACUACCAACUCAACGACUUUUACCGUUAACAUUACCAAAAACAUCAACAGCAAGUGUUCAUCAUCACGAACAACCAAUAUUAACGUCGGAUCAAGAAGAUGAAAAUGACAUUGAAGGUGUCUAUCAUCAAAAUCAAAUUGAACAAAAUUAUUUACAAUUAAAUUUAUCGUCAAAACAUUUUGUUGAUAAUAAUAAUAACAAUCAGUUGGAAGAAAGUGAAGAUAUUUUAGAAGUUGUCGAUGAUAUUUUAGCUGAUAUAGUAACAAUUAUUGUUAAAGAUAUAAAAGAACAAAGGAGAAGACCAAUGAUUAAAACGAACGGACAUUCACAUCCUAAAAAACCAAUGAAUACCAUUCCAAAAAUGACUAAUGGAAAACAUAAUACAAACGGUCUUAGCAAUAAAUCAAAACUAUCGGCAUCAGCUUUGAAAUUCUCUGAUCGUACAAAGAUAUUAAAUGAUUUAACUAAAGCAAUGCCAUCGAAUGCUCAACAACAAUUAGCUAAACAUAAACUUUCUCCUUCAUCAUCAUCAUUUUCGUCUCCAUCAACAAUUAAACGACAAAAAACAUCUGAAAUUUCAUCACAAUCGACAGCAUCUUUAUCCAUGCAACAACAACUAUUAUGGGAAAUGACACAACAAUUAAUGAUGUCAUCGUCAUCAAAUGAAGCAGAUAGUCUCGCAGCAGUGAAUUCAUCAUUACUUAAACAACAAUUACUUGGUUUAACACAAUCUGCUGCAAUACCUAAACGAUCAAAUCGCCCAUCGAAACCAGAAGUUCAAUCACCAGGAAUGUCUGCAAAUGCAAACGUAGCUCCACAUACAUCUCAUAAUUCGACGAGUCCUUCGAUUUUUGAACGGGGAAAUUUUGCUCCAAGACGACGUGGACGACCGCCUAAAUAUGUUACUGAUCGAGGACUGGCUGGUCUUUCUUCGCUUGAUCUCGAUUCAUUAACAUCACCUUAUGAUCAACUUUUUGCAGCUAUCGAAAAUGGAAUGGGUGCAAAUACUGGAACCUCAUCAGCAGCAACAUUUCAAUCUGCUCUCGCGUCUAUGCUUGGGCAACAAGCAGGGCUAUCAAUACCACCACCACCACCACCUGUAUCGAGAAAUGGAGCUCCAGCUUCAUUGGUUAAAAACAGUGGCGGUCAAACUCGGCAUAGUCUACCGGCUCAAUCAAUGAGUAGUGCUUCAAAAAUACCUGUUGACAUCGGGGGUAUUGGAUUAGAUAUGCCAAUGAUGGCAGCAAAAAAACGUGGUCCGGGACGACCACCAAAAAGUCAAAUAUUAUUUGAUUCUCAUCAAAUUUUACAAGCUACACAACGACUAAAUUCACCAACACAUUCUAAUAAUUAUCCACCAACGAUGGUUCCAUCAUCACCAACUUCGUUUGAUUUGAAUGCUGCUUUUGUUGAAAUGUUACAGCAACAACAACAUUGA